Molecule: messenger RNA, 3556 nt
Organism: Nymphalis io (European peacock)
Lineage: Eukaryota; Metazoa; Arthropoda; Insecta; Lepidoptera; Nymphalidae
Gene: csw
Product: tyrosine-protein phosphatase corkscrew
Exons: 2
Coding region: 430-2316 (628 amino acids)
Biological process (GO): protein dephosphorylation
Molecular function (GO): protein tyrosine phosphatase activity
Source: RefSeq, a predicted model, not a curated record
UUUUGACAUAGAACACAAAAAAAAAACGAAAAGUUGUGUGACAUUUCCGCAGGCCCUUGAGGAAUGAAAUUAAUUUUUGGCUUUUUGUUUAAAAUAAUGUCCAGGUUUACGUGUUUGUUUUAUGAUUAACUUAUUAAUGGUGCAUAAAGAGGUCGCUUUAAUUUUACGUACAUAUAUCGAUUAAUGUGCGCUACUUUACUCGUGAAUACGCCCUUGAAAACAGUGAUACAAAAAGUCUAAAGUCAGCAUAGCAACAACACUUCAGAGGAUUUAAUUCUUGUUUUAAAGAAAAUUACAGGUUGCAGUUUGAAGUAGUGCCUUUUUGAGAUGUGUGCUGAAGAUGUUUGGAGGUUAAGGCUAGUAGAGAGCAACAGUUUUAUUUGAUAAGUAGUUUUUAAGUAUCAUAGUGGUGCUUUUUGUUAAUGUAAGAUGAUAACUAGAAGAUGGUUUCAUCCAUCGUUGAAUGGGGUGGAUGCGGAGAAAUUGUUACUAGAGUCAGGCCGAGAUGGAUAUUUCCUGGCUAGACCGAGUAUGAGCAACAAAGGUGAUUUUACUUUAUCCGUACGGAGAGGAGCUGAAGUUAUUCAUAUUAAAAUACAAAACAAUGGCGAGUUUCUUGAUCUUUACGGUGGCGAAAAGUUUGCCACGCUAUCAGAACUGGUUCAGUUCUACAUGGACAACCAGGGUCAACUACGCGAAAAAAACGGCAAUAUCAUACGAAUAAAGACACCUCUAAAUUGUGCCGAUCCCACAACUGAGAGGUGGUAUCAUGGUCAACUAACUGCCAAGGAGGCAGAAAGGUUGAUGCUAGAGAAUGGUAAAAAUGGUUCUUUUCUAGUAAGAGAAUCGCAACGUCAACCAGGCGACUUUGUGCUCUCCGUACGCACGCGAGAUAGGGUAACGCAUGUGAUAAUAAGGCGGAAGGACAAUAAGUAUGAUGUCGGCGGUGGUCAAUCUUUCGACGAUCUUGUCAGUCUCAUAGAACACUAUCGAAACUAUCCUAUGGUCGAAACAACGGGCGAUGUAUUGAGGCUUAUUCAACCAUUCAACGCAACUCGUAUACAGGUGCACCACUUCCAUACACGAGUUAAACAACUGCAGAAAGAAAACGAGGGACCUAUAGAGAGCAUGGCGUACAAACAAGGUUUCUGGGAGGAAUUUGAAACUUUACAAAUGAUGGAAAAUUUACAGCUUUUUGAUAGAAUGGAAGGUUCUAAGCCGGAAAAUAUUAGAAAGAACAGAUACAAAAAUAUUAUUCCAUUCGAUCACACCCGAGUCAUUCUACGGGACAUUCCAUCUGACGCCCCACCGGGUUCCGAUUAUAUUAAUGCAAAUUACAUCCGUUGCGAUUUCAUUGAUUCCAAUUCUGACUCACAGGAUUUGAACGGAAGUAACGAGAAUAACUCUCCCCACGCUAAAGACGGAGCAUCUAAAAAAGGGAAAACAUCACCCACUCACAAGGGAGUCAUUAUCACGCAAGAAAAACCAAGAGAAGUUUUAAAAGGUUACGGUAAUGGUACCCACAAGCUUAUACCUCCUUUCGAACUUAAUGUUCUCCGCACCAACCCAAACUACGUAAACACUACCAUACCGAAAUCUACGGAAGUAAUCGAAAAUGGCGAUCCGGACAAGGUUUAUAAUAAAAUCUACAUCGCCACACAAGGUUGCCUCUCAACCACGAUUUAUCAAUUUUGGUCGAUGAUAUGGCAGGAGGACGUACGCAUCAUAAUUAUGACAACAAAAGAAAUAGAGCGCGGUAAAGUAAAAUGUGAACGGUACUGGCCCGAACUUAAUAAGACGGAAGUGAUCAAAAAAUAUUCUAUUUACAACGAGUCCGAGUCUUCCACUCAAGAUUACACUUUACGACGUUUUGUUGUGACAAAGAAAGAUGAACCGAGCAUCAAGAGGACCAUAUAUCAUUUUCACUUCACUGCGUGGCCUGAUCACGGAGUACCUUCAGAACCAGGCCGAGUGCUAAACAUUUUACUCGACGUUAACUACAGGCUGCAACAAAUAAUGACCGGCCCGGAUCCACCAAGCCAGGCUGUCGUGUGUGUCCAUUGCUCUGCAGGCAUCGGAAGAACUGGUACAUUCAUCGUUAUUGAUAUGAUUCUGGACCAGAUACGGAAAGAGGGCUUCGAUUGUGAAAUAGACAUUCAUCGUACGGUGCAGAUGGUUCGAGACCAACGAUCUGGUAUGGUACAGAACGAGGCACAAUACAAGUUUAUAUACAUGGCCUUGCUAGAGUUUAUCGAAACUGAGAAACAGCGAGUAGGACUGCGCCCUGCGCCAGCUUCAGAAGCUCCGCGUAUUUGAUCCCAGUUAUAAAAUAUAUUCAAAGUAAGAGAGUCCUUUCUCAAAUAUUUGUAAACGCUUUAUCAAAUGAAAGAAGUAACAAACGAAAAGAUUUAAAAUGCAAAUCGAUAGUUUAUUAGAUGUGACAUAGUUAUAUGUAACUUUUAAAUCCUUUAUGUGCAGAUUAUGAAUUUGACGAUAGAUUUAUUGAAAUCCAAUACUGUAUAUAAAUGAGAAGAUAGCCGAUAUUUUUCACUGAUUGUUAUAAAAAUAUUAAGAAUACUUUAUAAUAAGUUACUCCUUUCGAAGGACGCAAAUUAACAGCGAACCAAGUCAAUAAAUUAGUCACCGUGGUUUUUUUUUUUAAUGAUAAAGAACGAAUCUGAAAUAGCAUUUUACAUUUUCCUGUUUAUUAUAUUUCUUCAUAUUUAAUUGGAUACUUUAUAUUUUUCUUUAUAAAAGUAGCUAUGAAGUAAUUAUGUAUAUUUAAAACAAUUAGCUCGACCAUUCAUUGUUUUUUUUUUUUUCUCUCAGGAAUCUUGUAAUUCGAAUACGCUUCACUGGUAAUUAAAACGAGAUUGAAAAUAAGAAAUCUUAUAAAGAUCAACUAUAGUACCUAAUUGUUGGUGAUAAAAAAUAUAAAAUAUGAAACGGAGACCUGAUAAUGUUUCAAAUAAUUUAAUUGCUUUAAAAUUGUACUAUAUAAAGUCAGGAGGUUGACUUUAAUGUGAUCUCGAAUCGAUUUUGAAUUAGACAGAGUAUAUUUUUUAUUUUGCAUACGACAUGUGUAAUUGAGUUAGAAAAAACACGAACUUUGAAUUUGAAACAACUUCAGUAGAACACAUAUUAUAACGAAAAUACAUCGAUAUAUAUUUGCCUCAUCUAACAUAAACAUUAGCUGUAAAUUUAUAGUAACAACAAUAUUUUUGUAUUGUAAUGAUAAUUUUUUUUUAAAUAAUUUUUAGGAGAGUUGUAGAUGGGGCUACCUUAUAAUUUAUUUAUAAAUUAUCUUUCGGCCACGAUACCUCUAAUCCACACAAAUAAUAUAUUUUAAAGAAUGUAAUAAGGUAGUUAUAGUGUGUCGAUAUAUCUACUUACCAAUGAAAUAAUUUUUAUCUAAAUAUUUCAUAGUGUUUAUUCUAUAUUGGUUUUUGAGCCUGAUGAUUGUGUUUUGAUUUUUUUUUUAUUUUGGCAACUGACUGCUGGUGCUUACGGAGUUUGUCUCAUAUUUCGCCUUAGGCGAUGGUGCGAUAUUUUUUUU